Molecule: messenger RNA, 2859 nt
Organism: Sabethes cyaneus
Lineage: Eukaryota; Metazoa; Arthropoda; Insecta; Diptera; Culicidae
Gene: Son
Product: protein Son
Exons: 3
Coding region: 88-2745 (885 amino acids)
Biological process (GO): regulation of cell cycle; regulation of mRNA splicing, via spliceosome
Molecular function (GO): RNA binding
Source: RefSeq, a predicted model, not a curated record
AAUUUUGUAUUUAAUUUCAAUCUAUAGAAAAGAGAACGGCAAGAACUCAAGAAAUAUUCUAAUAUUGCGGGCAUCGUUUGUAUAACCAUGGGCGAUACAUCUGGUGCCAAGGAUGAAAAGUCUACGACAGCUGAGAUGUUUCCGCUUAACAUCAAAAUUAAACAGGAAAAGACAACAAGCUACGAAGAUUCGAGUAAAUCGGAAACUGUGGAUAAACUAUCUAUAGAUUUGAAUUUGUCUAAUAUCUUCACUUCUGCGAGAACUUCAAACCCGUCUACCGGUUCGGCAGCUGAAAAUCAAAAUGAUACCGAUCAGGCUAAGGAGAGCAAAUCAAUAGAACCGCUUAAAUCUUCCAACGAAAUACUGACGGAACUCUUUAAAGUUUUCAAUGCUGCUCCACCGGAAAUUAUCGAUGAUGAUUCCAACGAAGCCGAUUUAAAAAAGAAAAAGCGAAAGCAUAAGAAGAAGUCAAAAAAGAAAAAGAAAUCUGAAGGCGGGAGCGAAUCAUCGUCUGACACGGCGGCGGAAGAAGGAGAGAUAUUAAAAAAAGUGAAGAAAAUCAAAAAGGAAAAAACUAAAGAGAAACAUAAGAAUAAAAAACCCAAGAAAGAUAAAGUAAAACGUGAGAAAAAUAAGGUCAAAGAAAAGGAAACACAUAAUAACAAUGUUGUGGUAAAAUCGGAAAUGUCAUCUGUCGUUGUCAAGAGGGAGUUUAGUAAUGAUCGGUAUUCCCGAGACUCUGCGGAUUAUCGUGACUCGAGAGAAUAUCAUCAACAUCAUAGUGGUCAUCAUCACAGUUCAAGCUUGCGUGAAGACCAUCACCAAGCAAGGAUUAAACAGGAGAAAGUAGACCAUUCAUACCGGGAGUAUGAUAAGGAACGUGUUCGUGAACGUGAUAAGGAAAGGGAAGAUCCGAAAUCACAUAGAAUUCAAAUUAAAAGUUUGAAAGAUAGCGCCAUUUUCAAAGAAGCUGCUACGAAGGAAAAAGAACGGGAGAAAGACCGUGUAAGAGAAAAAGAACGGGAUAAGGAUCGUUACAGAGAGCAUUCGGACCUAAGGGAAAUGAGACGCCGUCGAUCUGAUUCUGAUUUCUCCAUAUCCGAUGAAGAACCUUAUCGGCAGGGUCGAUAUUACGAUUUCUAUUCAAAGAAAUAUAAUUCAUUUUAUGCAAGCUACAAAGAUGAGGAGUAUCAGCGCAACCGCAAACGCAAGCGAAGCGAAGACAGAGAACGAUAUAGGAAAUCAAAAUCAAGAUCUCGGUCACCACAGUUUGACAAACAAAAACUUCUGGAAAUCGCUCGCAAAAACGCUAUUUCAAUGCUUAAGAAAGGUACUCUUCCGGGAGCCCAAGGGUUAGAUAAAGAAUCUAAGGAAAAACUUAUUUUGAAAAUGAAAACCACCGGAAAAACCGUGGAAGAAUUGACGGAGUACUGUAAAAAGAUCUCGGAAAAAGAAAGUUUAAACGACCUUUCGAGUGUGUCAGAAGAUAGCGAUCACGAUGUGGAUGGCAGUUCGAAAGCUUUUCAUCAUCCGUUUCAAAUCAAAGAUCCUGGUCCAAUCGUAAUGAACAUCAAAAAUGCAGUUCCUUUGCCUCCAAAGUCCGCUGAACAAACAAAGGCACUUCUGUUGCAGUAUCCUGUUUCUUCCGGCGCUCAGCACAGAAAGAUGGAGAGUGAAUGGGUUCCUGUUCAAAAACCACCAACUGCUGCUCCCGUGGCCAUAGUUCGCCCCGAAAAGCCUAUUCCGAAAAUAUUACCGACUUCGGCUUCAUUCGUACAAUCGGUUGAGCAACAGCAACCAGCCUAUACGGCUGUAAACCCUGUACCGGGACCGCAAGUUUUCCCGCCUGUUGCUACCGAUCCACAACCAGUUUUGCCCUCCGAUCCCGCCCCGACGACUGCUUCUUUACCCGUUCCACUUACGGUGGAUCCUUCUGUUGCACCACCCGCCAUCAAUCUUCCGACUUUCCCUCCACCGGCAGCAGCGUUAGAACCUCCGCAAAUGGAAGUCUUCCCGACUAAUCAGGAAGCAAUGAAAUUAGACGUGUCGUCUAUCAUUUCACAACGACUCAAUGCUAUGCGCAAGCUGCAAGACAAUCCAGCCGAUGCGGAAGCAAUCAAGUUGCUAUAUAACACACAGAAGGAUAUGUCAGCGUGGGCGUCGUCAAAAUUCACCCCUGGUCAGUUCUUGGGUUCCACUGGAGUUCAAUGCUUGAGUCAACGUGAACUGGCUGAAGGUUACCAGCCAUGGGCAAAGCGGGAUUCGCUGAAGCAAACCGCUCCAGUCUCUGGUGGAAUGGGCAUGCAUUUACUGCAGAAAAUGGGCUGGGUGCCAGGAGAAGGUCUCGGAAAAGAAAAAAAUGGUUCCUUGGAACCUUUGCUGCUGGACGUCAAACUAGACAAGCGUGGCUUGGUAGCUAGCGCCGAGGAUCAUCAGCGGCAGAUUCAGAUGCAAAUACAACAGCAACACAGUGGCCGAAGGGCACGGUUUACGAAUGUAAAGAUUGUCACCGAUGGCAAACAUCCGGUGUCUAUUCUGGGAGAGUACUGCAGCAAGCGCAAAUGGUUGCCUCCACGUUACGAUCUGGUACAUGAAAGCGGUCCGGGGCAUGCGAAAAAUUUUGUGUUCAAGGUGAUUGUGAACGGUUUAGAAUAUCAGCCAGCGAUUACCAACAACACAAAAAAGGAGGCCAAGGCUACAGCAGCCAAGUUCUGCCUGCAGCAGUUGGGAAUUUUGCAGUCGUAAGUUGGUGAGUACUCGUUUGUAUUAGAUACUAAUGAAUAUGAUUUUUUCUGGCUGCUGUAUUGAAUACAAGUGAUUAGUUGAACUAUAAGAUGCUUGUGCGUGCCGUUCACAACA